GAAAAGAAGGUCGAGAAGGUUUUUUCGCGGGACGUGUCAAAACCUUCGUUUUCUUCACCGGCAAGAAGGCACGGAUGUGCUUCCUUCUGGUGGCACAACCCUCGUUUCGCAACGGUCGAAGCUAUCGGUGCCAUGGACAUGGGCACGGCAGAAGGCGACGCUGGCAUGAUGGGAUGCCAUGGAGUGUGUUCUCCGGUGCCCAUACCGCUGGCGUCUCACCGCCAACGCACGAUAUAAAACGCUGGUCGGUUUUCGUUGCGUCCCAAAAACUCUCUCUCACUUCCACGCCCGCCCGAAGAACAAAUCAACGCAAUAAAGAUGAACUUCUUACUCGUCGCUUUGGCUGCUUUCCAAGUCUUGUGCGCGCUGGUGGCCGCCCGUGCCCUCCCCGCCCGCCUCUUCCACCGCCAAUCGACCCCGGCCCCAAGCCCACCAGACGGUGUCGACGGAUGCGCAUUCACCGUGUACAACAGCGUGUGGACGUUCUACAUCCCCACCAAUGAAACCUUCCCCGUCGACGCGGCAGACGCGUGCGAGAGCCAUGGCGGCGCGCUGGCCAAGCUGGAGUAUUACAAUUUCUUCAAUGUGUCGAAUGCCGCGUAUGAUUGUGUGGGGGCGGGGAAACAGGUUGUUGUGUCUUCUUGGAACGGAGACGACUACGGCGCGGUCAACAUCACCCUCCAGCUCGGUCCCACGAGAGGUCCCGGCGCCGUCACCGCCCUGUCAACCGAAGAGGCAAUCAACAACUCUUACCCAUAUCUCUGCCAAUAUCUUUCGCUCAGUGGGGAUGCCAGCCCUUCUUUCAGAUAAUGAAGAGAUAUAUGAAAAACCAUGCUGGCGGACUAUAGAUGGGUGGGGAUCACGAAC
Messenger RNA from Fimicolochytrium jonesii, 867 nucleotides. RefSeq lists its product as uncharacterized. Bases 319 to 810 code for a protein of 163 amino acids. The record is from RefSeq and is a predicted model, not a curated record. Lineage: Eukaryota; Fungi; Chytridiomycota; Chytridiomycetes; Spizellomycetales; Powellomycetaceae. The transcript is spliced from 3 exons.